Molecule: messenger RNA, 1170 nt
Organism: Arabis nemorensis
Lineage: Eukaryota; Viridiplantae; Streptophyta; Magnoliopsida; Brassicales; Brassicaceae
Source: the annotation of a GenBank genome assembly
AUGGCUGCGGAAGAACAUUCUCCUGAGAGAAGAGAAGUCUCUGCUUCUGCUUCUGCGUCUACUUCUGUGGUAGUGAAUUCGAGGGUAGGAGAGAACGAUGCUCAUCGCCUUAGGUUGGGACCGAACGACUCGCUUCUCCCUGGUCUUAUCGAUGACGUUGCAUUAAAUUGUCUUGCUUGGGUUCCGAGAUCGGACUAUCCUUCGUUGUCUUGUGUAAACAAGAAGUACAAUAAGUUGAUCACCGAUGGGCAUUUGUUUGGUCUGAGGAAGGAGUUGGGGAUAGUGGAGUAUCUUGUAUUCAUGGUUUGUGACCCGAGAGGUUGGUUGAUGUUUUCUCCUAUGAAAAAGAAAUGGAUGGAGCUACCUAAAAUGCCCUGCGACGAGUGUUUCAACCACGCGGAUAAAGAGUCUUUGGCUGUAGACGACGAGCUUUUGGUUUUCGGGAAGGAGUUGUUUCAGUUUGCGAUUUGGAAAUAUAGUUUGAGGUCUCGGUGUUGGGUCAAAUGCGAAGGAAUGCAUCGUCCUCGUUGCUUGUUUGCAUCGGGAAGCCUCGGCGGAAUAGCUAUUGUUGCGGGAGGAACUGAUGUGAACGGUAAUAUAUUAGCAUCAGCAGAGCUUUAUGAUUCUUCAUCAGGGAGAUGGGAAAUGCUUCCUAAUAUGCAUUCACCUCGAAGACUAUGCUCGGGAUUUUUCAUGGACGGUAAAUUUUACGUGAUUGGAGGCAUGUCGAGUCCUAAUGAGUCGGUUACCUUAGGGGAGGAAUUUGAUCUCGAGACAAGGAAAUGGAGGAAGAUUGAAGGAAUGUAUCCAAAUGUGAACCGAGCAGCCCAAGCUCCGCCUCUCGUUGUGGUGGUUAACAACGAGCUAUUCACACUCGAGUACUUAACCAAUAUGGUAAAGAAGUACGAUAAGGCGAAGAACAUGUGGGAAGUGAUGGGGAGGCUACCGCCGAUGGUGGACUCGUCAACCGGUUGGGGAUUGGCAUUUAAACCGUGCGGGGACCAACUGUUGGUGUUUUGCGGGCAACGAGGCUCUAACGGUGAAGGCAUUGUUGUGAAUUCAUGGUGUCCGAAAUCGGGAGCUAAAGAUGGAAACUUGGAUUGGAAGGUGGUUGGAGUUAAAGAGAAUGUUGGUGUGUUUGUGUAUAACUGCGCAGUGAUGGGUUGUUAA